AAAUGUAAAGCUUGAUGCAUAUCAAUCUUUCAUUUUUCUUAUCUAGGCUGCUGCAACAGGAGAUCAAAAAGCCGAGGUGGUCACAAAUCACAUACUAAAGGUCUUAGGGUUGGAUAUCUGUGCCGAUAUAAUGAUAGGAAACAAUAUGUUGCGAGGCAUAUCAGGAGGGCAAAAAAAGAGAGUAACUACAGCUGAGAUGCUCGUCACACCCGGACGAGCCCUUUUCAUGGACGAGAUAUCAACUGGACUUGAUAGCUCGACAACCUUCCAGAUUGUGAACUCCAUCCGACAAACAAUCCACAUUAUUGGUGGAACAGCAGUCAUUGCCUUGCUACAACCUGCACCAGAGACAUAUGAAUUAUUUGAUGAUAUAAUUCUCCUUUCAGAUGGUCAUGUUGUCUAUAAUGGCCCUCGACAAUAUGUUCUCGAGUUCUUUGAAAUAAUGGGAUUCAAAUGUCCCAAGCGAAAAGGCGUAGCUGACUUCCUGCAAGAAGUUACAUCAAUAAAAGAUCAAGGACAAUACUGGAUAAACAAUGAUGAGACAUACAGAUUUGUUCCGGUCAAGGAGUUUGCGGAGGCAUUUCAAUCUUUCCACGUUGGUCAAGCUAUAAGGAGUGAGUUAGUUGUGCCAUUUGACAAGGACAAAAGUCAUCCCGCAGCUCUGAAAAAAUCACAAUACGGUGCCAGCAUGAAGGAACUACUCAAAGCUAAUAUCAACAGAGAGAUAUUGCUCAUGAAGAGGAAUUCCUUUUUGUAUAUAUUCAAGGCAACCCAGUUGACACUCUUGGCGAUCAUUGCAAUGACCGUAUUUCUGCGCAUCAAUAUGCAUCGUGACUCGGUAACAGAUGGAGGGAUAUACAUGGGUGCUAUCUUCUUUGGGAUCUUGAUGAUAAUGUUCAAUGGGUUUGCAGAAGUAGGUCUAACUACUAUAAAGCUCCCGGUUUUUUUCAAGCAACGAGAUCUUCUCUUCUUUCCAGCAUGGAUAUACUCGUUGACUUCAUGGAUCAUUAAGACCCCCCUAUCCUUGCUCAAUGCAACAAUUUGGGUUGGGAUAACAUACUAUGGUAUCGGAUUUGAUCCCAACAUACAAAGAUUUUUUAGACAGCUCCUACUGCUCUUCUUAGUGAACGAGGCAUUUUCUGGACUCUUCCGCUUCGUUGCUGGCCUUGCAAGGCAUCAUGUUAUUGCAAACACCAUCGCUUCCUUCUGCAUGUUAAAUUUUAUGCUCACUGGUGGAUUCGUCAUGGCAAGAGACAAUGUGAAGAAUUUGUGGAUAUGGGGAUACUGGAUAUCACCCCUGAUGUAUGCACAAAAUGCCCUAUCGGUGAAUGAGUUCCUAGGUCAUAGCUGGAACAAGACAACCCCCAGUUUCAAAAGACCACUUGGAAGACUAGUUCUGGAAUCUCGAGGGAUUUUUCCUAAUACAAAGUGGUACUGGAUUGGUGCUGGUGCCUUGCUCGGAUAUGUGCUACUAUUUAAUAUCCUAUACAGUGUUUGCCUCACAUUCCUCAAUCCAUUUGACAACAACGAGCCAACAGUAUCUGAAGAAACAUUGAAGAUAAAACAAGCCAAUCUCAUUGGUGAACUUUUAGAAGCAUCAUCGGGAGGAUGGGUUAACAACAGUACAAUGGCAUCUAGAGAUACUGCAGACGGGAGCAAUGACAAAUCAAAUUCUGACCACACAACUAUGAAUUCUAUUCCAGGCAAGAAAGGAAUGGUCCUACAUUUUGUACCUCUCUCUGUCACAUUCGAUGAUAUAAAAUACAGUGUAGACAUGCCAGAGGAAAUCAAAGCACAAGGUGUGGUGGAGAGCCGAUUGGAAUUACUAAAAGGUGUCAGUGGUUCAUUUAGGCCAGGAGUACUCACAGCUCUUAUGGGUGUAAGUGGUGCCGGUAAGACAACACUGAUGGAUGUGUUGGUUGGACGGAAGACCAGUGGAUACAUAGAGGGCAACAUUACAAUCUCCGGAUAUCCAAAGAAGCAAGAAACUUUUGCUCGUGUAUCAGGUUACUGUGAGCAGAAUGACAUCCAUUCACCAAAUGUGACUGUGUAUGAAUCACUUGCAUUCUCUGCAUGGCUCCGAUUACCUGCCAAUGUUGAGUCCUCAACAAGAAAGAUGUUCAUUGAUGAGGUAAUGGAGCUAGUGGAACUUAACCCCUUAAAACAUGCAUUGGUUGGAUUACCUGGUGUGAGUGGAUUGUCAACUGAGCAGAGGAAAAGGCUAACAAUAGCAGUGGAGCUAGUUGCUAACCCUUCUAUUGUUUUCAUGGACGAACCAACAUCUGGACUGGAUGCACGGGCAGCAGCCAUUGUCAUGAGAGCAAUAAGGAAUACUGUAGAUACAGGAAGGACUGUUGUUUGCACAAUUCACCAACCGAGCAUCGACAUAUUCGAGUCUUUUGAUGAGCUCUUCCUGAUGAAACGAGGAGGUGAAGAGAUUUAUGUAGGCCCACUAGGUCGACACUCGUGUGAAUUGAUCCAAUAUUUAGAGGCUAUUGAAAAUAUCAGAAAGAUUAAAGACGGACAUAAUCCUGCAACAUGGAUGCUGGAAGUUACCAGUACAACACAAGAACAUAUAACCGGGAUUAACUUCAGUCAUGUAUACAAGAAUUCUGAAUUAUAUCGGAGGAACAAAAAAUUAAUAAAGGAGCUAAGCACACCUCCUGAAGGUUCAAGCGACCUAUCCUUUCCAACCCAAUACUCACAAAACUUCAUCACACAGAGUUUUGCUUGCCUGUGGAAGCAAAGUUUGUCAUACUGGAGAAACCCUCCAUAUACCGUUGUGAAGUACUUCUAUACUAUAGUACUUGCACUGUUGUUUGGGACAAUAUUCUGGGGUAUUGGAAGAAAAAGACACAAUCAACAAGACUUAUUCAACGCCAUGGGAUCCAUGUAUUCCGCAAUUCUGUUCAUGGGGGUGCAGAACUCUACCUCAAUUCAGCCGGUUGUGGCUGUUGAGCGCACAGUCUUUUACAGGGAAAGUGCAGCUCGCAUGUACUCACCUUUGCCAUAUGCAUUGGGACAGGUUGUAAUUGAACUUCCAUAUAUCCUUGUCCAGUCCUUAAUAUAUGGUAUUCUAGUAUAUGCUAUGAUUGGGUUCGAGUGGACAAUUGCCAAGUUCUUUUGGUACCUGUUCUUCAUGUACUUCACUCUAGCUUACUUCACAUUUUAUGGAAUGAUGUCGAUGGGACUGACCUCAAACUACAAUGUUGCCUCUAUUGCUUCUGCGGCGUUCUAUGCUCUCUGGAACCUUUUCUCGGGAUUUAUUAUACCAAGAACUAGAAUCCCAAUAUGGUGGAGAUGGUACUAUUGGCUCAACCCUAUUGCAUGGACACUCAAUGGUCUGGUCACUUCACAGUUUGGAGAUGUAACAGAAGAGUUUGAUAAUGGAGUGCGAGUAUCCGAGUUUGUAGAAAGCUACUUUGGGUACCAUCAGGACUUCCUGUGGGCAGUCGCUAAUGUGGUCGUCUUAUUUGCUGUUCUCUUUGCUUUCCUUUUCGGACUCUCAAUCAAGCUAUUUAACUUCGAAAAGAGAUAAGUGAUCAAGGAAGAGCAUAUCCAAGUUUGAUCGAAGACUAGCAGAGACAAUACAAUAGGACUAUGUCCUUUUACUUGUAUUGGAUACAUUUGAAUAUUACUGGGAAUAUUAGACAAUUUCAUGAUUAACUCUACAAUAUAAAUCAUGAUUAAAGUAACUAUUAGCAUGUAUACCUCUAGCAUACUAGAUGGAUUGAACAACAUCGUACAUGUAGCAGCAACCAUAAUUAGGGAGUAGAUCGAAAUAUGUAAUCGUUUGUAGAUGAAAAUAGUUGUGGUUGCUGACGACGUAAUGUUAUUGUCAACAAGUUAUCCA
Triticum urartu is the source of this 3853-nucleotide messenger RNA. The record is from RefSeq and is a predicted model, not a curated record. Lineage: Eukaryota; Viridiplantae; Streptophyta; Magnoliopsida; Poales; Poaceae.